Quercus lobata is the source of this 3280-nucleotide messenger RNA. RefSeq lists its product as uncharacterized. The coding region runs from base 1138 to 3267 and encodes 709 amino acids. NCBI's taxonomy places the organism in Eukaryota, Viridiplantae, Streptophyta, Magnoliopsida, Fagales, Fagaceae. Gene Ontology annotation, molecular function: protein dimerization activity. The transcript has 3 exons. The record is from RefSeq and is a predicted model, not a curated record.
UAUAUUCAUUAUUGAUGUUUCCUUUGUUUAAGACAAAUAAAAAGGUUGUUCUUUGUUUCGUCUAAAAUUACACUUGUGUUUCUUAUCUCUCUCAUCUCAAAAGUCAAAACAGAUCAUAAAAAGCUUGCUCAUUUUUACUCUAAAAAAAAAAAUGGAACGAAGAAGAGAUUCUCUAGUUUCUGUCAAGUUUAAUUGUUGUUUGUUCAAUACUUUUAGUCAACGAUUGAAUUAAGCGAUUCCAUGGACACAGUUUUCAAUAUUGACGUGAUUAAUAUGUUGUAUUUAUAAUAAAAGUGAUCGCGACAUGGAACAAGGAUCGAGUUGGUGUCAGUAAAGUUAUCUUUUAGUUUGCAUGUGCGAGGUUUAGCUCAUAUCAAUCUGACUGAUCUCAUUGAGAGCCAAAACUCAUAAGGUUUUGAAGGUCAAGUAAUUAUGAAUCAAAUCAAAACUAUUUUUAAUUUGAACAAUUGGGUUUUUUUUUUUUUUUAAUGUGCUGGCGCAGAUUUGGAAUUUUUAAUGGGGCCCAUUUGGUCUCUUUCAUCUUGGAUGCAACGGGGGGACUGACUGGUCUCAAUCAGAUUCAACCAAAUUUUCAUUGAUGCCUUCAUCACUCAGUUGCCAAGGCCAAAAUCAAAGCGUAACACUUUGAAUGUUGCCAUCCUUAGAUUCUUCAAAAUUCAGUUGUUCAUUAGAUGCUCCUAAGUCGAAACAAUACUUUUUCAAUUUUCUUAGACCAUUAUUUAAUUGCUUGAACUUAAAUCCUCUAGAUUUUGAUUAGCUAUCACAUUCAUGGUCUUGUUUUCGCUACAGGGCAUUCACAAGUAUUUUGAGAUGCUGAAAUUUAUUCAUGAUAUCUUAGAUUUUAUAAACGCUAAAUAGCCAAUUAGCUGACACUUCCUCCUCCCUCAUAAUAGGAAAAAGAGUGAGGUUGUGAGAUUGAGUCCCACUGGUGGUGUGUACGUGUGUGAAUUAUCAUGAAUAUAAGUCGCACAAUUGUGGUUUUCAAGCCAGAUUUUUCAGCCACUUCUGCAUUUUUGGUCUUCUUCAACGGCCAAGCUUGCUGAAAGCACUUGAUGUACAGAUAAGAAAAUUUUCAGGGUUUCUUGUUUCUUUUGAAAUUGAAAACAAGAGAACAAUAUGUUUGCUAGUGAAGGCUUCAUUAAUGUUCAUGAUCAUGGUACAGUAGUUGAUAAGAAAAAAGUUAGAGUUCAAUGCAAAUAUUGUGGUAAAGUGGUGAGUGGUUUCUUCCGUCUAAAGUGCCACUUAGGAGGUAUACGUGGAGAUGUUACUCCUUGUGAAAAUGCUCCUCAAAAUGUGAAGGAACUGUUUAGAAACAAAUUACUUGAAAGGAAGAUAGAAAGUUUAAGCAAGGAAGUUGAUGAACUAAAUGACCCAAAUCUUCCCUGUAAAAGGAAUCGUCUUCCUAACUUGAAUAGUGUUAAGCAUAAUAAGCAUGAAACAACUCAAACUGCUGGUUCUUGUGAUGGGAGGCAUGUUGAUAUGGACUCUGCACUGGAAGACAGUCUUACAGACAGUGCUUCUCUUCCCUAUGAAAAUGCAGGUUCUCAAACAGCCAUCAAUUGCAAAGAAGGAAGAGUUUCAUUAUCAAGGAAUGCCCAAAAAUGCAUUGCUAGAUUUUUCUAUGAAACAGGUGUUGAUUUCAGUACUGUCAAUUCCCCUAGUUUCAAAGCAAUGAUAAAUGCUACCCUGGGUAAUGGUCAGAUGGCGUAUAACAUCCCAAGUUGUCAGGAGCUAAAAGGGUGGAUCCUUAAAGAUGAGGUGAAGGAUAUCCAAGAGUAUGUGAAGAAGAUUAGGCAUUCAUGGGCAAGCACAGGGUGUAGCAUCUUGUUAGACGGAUGGAUUGAUGAAAAGGGUCGACACCUGGUUAAUUUUUUGGUGGAUUGCCCACAGGGUAUUGUUUAUCUUCGCUCGUCUGAUGUUACAUCUUUCAUUGACGAUGUUGAUAUGUUACAGUUGUUGUUGGAUGGAGUUAUUGAGGAGAUUGGAAUUGAAAAUGUAAUUCAAGUGGUGGCAUGUUCUAUAACAGGUUGGAUGGGAGCUGUGGGCAAGCAAUUCAUGGAUAGGUGCAAGAGAGUGUUCUGGACUGUGAGUGCAUCCCAUUGCAUUGAGCUCAUGCUAGAGAAGAUUGAAAUGAUUGAGUCCAUCAGAGGUAUAUUGGCUAAAGCCAAGUCCCUUACAAAGUUUAUUUAUGGCCAUGAAACUGUUUUGAAUCUUCUGAAGAAACAUACUCUUGGCCGUGACCUAAUUCGGCCCUCCAAAAUAAGGUCAGCAAUGCCCAUUAUGACUUUGGAGAAUAUUGUCUCAGAAAAGCUGCAAUUAAAGAACAUGUUUGCCUCACCUGAGUGGAACACAUCAGUCUGGGCUUCUAGAACAGAGGGAAAGAGGGUAGCUGAUUUGAUGGAAGAUAGCUCUUUCUGGACUGGAGCUGGGAUUACCUUGAAGGCAACUCUACCGGUUCUGCGUGUUUUAUGUUUAAUCAAUCAGGCUGAUAAACCACAAGUGGGGUACAUAUACGAAACAAUGGAUCAACUAAAAGAGACAAUUAAAGAGGAAUUUAAAGGUAAGAAAUCCCAGUACAUGCCUUUUUGGAAAGCGAUUGAUGAGAUUUGGGACAACUUUCUCCAUAGCCCUAUUCAUGGUGCAGGGUAUUAUUUAAACCCAAGUCUCUUUUAUUCAAGUGAUUUCCUAGGUGAUGCUGAGGUUGCCUUUGGCCUUUUGUGCUCUACUGUCCGCUUGGUACAAGAUCAGAGAAGUCAAGAUUUGAUAUCCCGACAACUUGAAGACUAUAGACAUGCUAGAGGUAGUUUUGAAGAGGGGAGUGCCAUUAACCAAAGAACCAGCGACCCUCCUGCUCUAUGGUGGUCUCAUUAUGGAACAGAAUAUCCUGAGCUGCAGAGAUUUGCCUUUCGAAUUCUGAGCCAGAACUGUGACGGUGCUUCAAGAUGCGGACUAAAGAGAAGUUUGGCCGAGAAGCUGCUUACAACUGGAAGGAAUCCUAUUGAGCAACAAGGAUUGAGUGAACUGACAUUUGUACAUUAUAAUUUGCAACUGCAGCAGUUUCAGUCAGGCAAAAAGUGUGACAUUGUGGCUGAAGAGAUUGACCCAAUGGAUGAUUGGAUAGUUGAUGAAGCACCAGAGAUUGUGUCCCGAAAUGUUCAAUCUUCACGGAUUAACUUGGGCUUCACCGAAGGGGCUAUUAAUGGGGAUGGACCUUCUCGAUUUCAAGCAAAGAAAGAACCCUUGUAAGUGAAGAUAAAAG